Penicillium taxi is the source of this 417-nucleotide messenger RNA. Its product is annotated as Protein disulfide isomerase. The coding region runs from base 1 to 417 and encodes 138 amino acids. The record is from RefSeq and is a predicted model, not a curated record. Gene Ontology annotation, biological process: protein folding; response to endoplasmic reticulum stress. Gene Ontology annotation, molecular function: protein disulfide isomerase activity. Gene Ontology annotation, cellular component: endoplasmic reticulum. Lineage: Eukaryota; Fungi; Ascomycota; Eurotiomycetes; Eurotiales; Aspergillaceae. The transcript has a single exon.
AUGCGCUCAUUCACCCCUCUGGUUCUGGGCCUCUUGGGUGCUACUGCAGUCUAUGCUACAGAACCUGCAGCUGAUGUUGACUCAAACGUUCACACGUUGACUACAGAGACCUUUGAUGCCUUCGUGAAGGAGCAUCCUCUGGUCUUGGCUGAGUUCUAUGCUCCAUGGUGUGGCCAUUGCAAGGCUCUAGCCCCCAAGUAUGAAGAAGCUGCAACAGAGUUGAAGAGUAAAGAUAUUCCUUUGGCUAAGGUGGACUGCACAGCUGAGGAGGAGAUCUGCAAAACCUAUGGUGUCGAUGGAUACCCUACCCUCAAGGUCUUCCGUGGCCUUGACUCACCUAAGCCAUAUGGAGGUGCCCGUAACACUGACUCGUAUGUUUUUGAAACCUCAUAUCCUACACCAAGUGAACUUGGCUAA